AUGUCAGACAAAUAUACGCUCUCGGUGACAGCCGGACCAUCAUACAAAGACCAGAAGCCAGUUCCUGUCAACACAGAAGAUGUUACCAAGAUUGAUUCCGAUCUGGCAACGAUAAACUUACGCGUUCGAAUCCAGAAUUUCCGUGGCGAGUCUCCUUCCGCUCCGAAGACAUCGCCAUAUUUCGAAGAUGAACACCACAAGUCCGAUCUGUACUCCCUAGGAUUCACAUUGACUCCCAAAAAGGACAUCAACGGGAAUGACCUUGUCCUUGGCAACGACUUUGACCAUCCCAUCCGUGACAGACUACCACCAGGCUUCCAGCAGGCUUUCAAGAUCGCGACAUGGUUCAUCGACCCCGGUCUCUACGGCGAUGUCCACGCCGACGAGCCUUACCUCUACAGUCCACUGCUGAGUUCGAUCAACGUGCUACGAAUAGGACCCAAGGAUGACAAGGAGCAGGAGAAGAUAGAGGAGGCUCGCGCGGAGAAGACGGCGGUCGUCUUCGAGGAGGGUGCAGAUGGGGACGGUCAACAGGCGAGAGAGUCGCAAGGUGUCCCCGCGACUGUCGCAGCUAGGAGAAAGCAUUUCCUCACCAAAGCGCACCUGGAAGCAUUCACGCUUGAAAAGGAUCGCGAGUACUCGCUGGACUUCUACAACCCUUACUUGGACUUCAAUGGCAAGACCCAUUCUCUUAGAUACGUGCUCAAGAAUCGCGAGACCGACGAGACGCUGUUCGUGGUUGUCUUCUCGUUGGUACCUAAGGACGGACAUGAGAAGCCAGAGCCUACCAAAGAGACAGCUCCCGCUGCUGCGCCCUCGACGAAUGAUGAUGAUGUUGACUGA
Dissoconium aciculare CBS 342.82 is the source of this 843-nucleotide messenger RNA. RefSeq names its product DUF1769-domain-containing protein. Lineage: Eukaryota; Fungi; Ascomycota; Dothideomycetes; Mycosphaerellales; Dissoconiaceae. The coding region runs from base 1 to 843 and encodes 280 amino acids. The transcript has 2 exons. The record is from RefSeq and is a predicted model, not a curated record.